This is a messenger RNA of Sander lucioperca (pikeperch), 6861 nucleotides long. Its product is annotated as probable phospholipid-transporting ATPase IH. Gene Ontology annotation, biological process: phospholipid translocation. Gene Ontology annotation, cellular component: trans-Golgi network; plasma membrane; endoplasmic reticulum. The coding region runs from base 461 to 4072 and encodes 1203 amino acids. NCBI's taxonomy places the organism in Eukaryota, Metazoa, Chordata, Actinopteri, Perciformes, Percidae. Gene Ontology annotation, molecular function: ATPase-coupled intramembrane lipid carrier activity; ATP binding; ATP hydrolysis activity. The transcript is spliced from 30 exons. The record is from RefSeq and is a predicted model, not a curated record.
AUCUGACGGGUGAGCGUUGUGGACGUUUUGCGUUGUCGCUACAUCGAGGGCCACCGCUGUAAAACAGAGCGGGACACACAGAUAGCCUCCAUGAGGGGCUGUCUCCUGCAAGAAAAAAAAACAAACAGUUUAACAAACGAGGUGUAACCAGGAAGACUACCCAGAGGUUUGGAGGUUUGCAUGCGGUGAAAUUUCUUCUGAAAUGUAACCAGCAGCGUGAGUGUGGGUUGUUGUAAUCGCUUGGUCGCUGCAUGGCUCUUCACAGGGAUGCCAUGAAAAUCAGAAGAGCCGACUGAGAGACCGCUGCUCCUCGCUAUCACAGACACGGCGGUGGCGGCGGCGGAGGUGGUGAACGAUGGAUACUGGUGAAAAGAUCCACGUUAGGUAGCGUUUACGAAGAUCCGAGGAGAGCUGAACGUCUCUGUUGCACAGUUUAGUCGCCGCCAGAGCUGUCUGAAGGAUGGAUUUCACCCAGCUCCGGAACAUCAUCAGCAGAUACUGUGUAGGGGAGGAGAUCUGGGUGGACAGUCGGACUGUGUACAUCGGGCAUAAAGAUCCUCCUCCGGGAGCUGAGGCCAACAUCCCUCAGCGUUACCCCGACAACCGCAUUGUCUCCUCCAAGUAUACCUUCUGGAACUUCAUUCCCAAGAAUUUGUUUGAGCAGUUCAGAAGAAUCGCUAACUUCUACUUCUUGGUCAUAUUUCUGGUCCAGCUUAUCAUCGACACCCCCACCAGCCCAGUCACCAGCGGCCUGCCCCUCUUCUUUGUUAUCACUGUCACUGCAAUAAAACAGGGCUAUGAGGACUGGCUCAGACACAAGGCUGACUGCUCUAUAAACGAGUGUCCGGUUGACGUGGUGCAGCAGGGGAAGGUGGUGAGGACACAAAGUCACAAGCUACGGGUGGGGGACAUUGUCGUGGUGAGGGAGGACGAGACUUUCCCCUGUGACCUCAUCCUGCUCUCUUCCAGCCGCCAUGAUGGGACCUGCUAUGUCACCACAGCCAGUCUGGACGGGGAGUCCAGUCACAAGACCUAUUAUGCUGUACAAGAUACCAUGGCCUUUAGAACGGAGCAGGAGGUGGAUUCGCUACAUGCCACUAUUGAAUGUGAACAACCACAGCCUGACCUCUACAAAUUUGUGGGACGCAUCAAUAUUUACAAGGACAAGGAAGAGCCUUUGGCUAGACCACUUGGGGCUGAGAAUUUGCUCCUUAGAGGAGCCACACUGAAGAACACACAACAUAUUUAUGCUGUUGCAGUCUACACUGGUAUGGAGACUAAGAUGGCGCUUAAUUACCAGUCUAAAUCUCAGAAGCGCUCUGCUGUAGAAAAGUCGAUGAAUGCCUUUCUUAUAGUGUAUCUGUGCAUCUUGAUCAGUAAAGCGGUGAUCAACACUGUUCUGAAAUACGCUUGGCAGUGGUCUCCAGACAGAGACGAGCCCUGGUACAACCACAGGACCGAGAACGAGCGCCAGCGCCACAUGGUGAUCCGAGCAUUCACAGACUUCUUGGCCUUCAUGGUCUUGUUCAAUUACAUCAUUCCAGUGUCUAUGUACGUGACGGUGGAGAUGCAGAAAUUCCUGGGCUCCUAUUUCAUCACCUGGGAUGAGGAAAUGUUUGAUGAAGAGCUGGGAGAGGGUGCUCAGGUCAACACCUCUGACCUAAAUGAAGAGCUGGGACAGGUGGAGUAUGUGUUUACUGAUAAGACAGGCACUCUCACUGAGAACAACAUGGAGUUUAUUGAAUGCUGCGUUGAUGGGAAUGUCUACAUCCCGCAUGCCAUCUGCAACGGCCAAAUCCUCAGUGCUGCCUCCAGUAUAGACAUGAUUGACUCCUCACCUGGAGGAUACAGGAGAGAACACGAGGAUCUGUUUUUCCGGGCGCUGUGUCUGUGUCACACGGUGCAGGUGAAGGAGGAGGAGACGGUGGAUGGCAUCAAGAGGGGCAUCCACCAGGGCAGGCCCACCUCCUUCUACAUCUCCUCCUCACCGGAUGAGGUUGCUUUGGUGGAGGGAAUGAAAAGGCUGGGUUACACCUAUCUGAGACUGAAAGACAACUACAUGGAGAUCCUCAACAAAGACGAUGAGAUUGAAAGGUUUGAGCUGCUCCAUGUACUAAACUUUGACUCUGUCAGGAGGAGAAUGAGCGUCAUAGUCAAGUCAAGCUCAGGCGAAUACCUGCUGUUUUGUAAGGGGGCAGACUCGUCCAUUUUUCCUCGGAUAGUAUCUGGGAAGGUGGAGCAGGUUAAAGCCCGGGUGGAACAGAAUGCUAUAGAGGGGCUGCGUACUCUGUGCGUUGCUUAUCGAAGGCUGUCAGAGUCCGAAUACCAGGAGGCGUGUCAUCACCUGAAUGAAGCCAAGCUGGCCCUGCAGGACAGGGAGCAGAGGCUGGCGCAGGCCUAUGACAUCAUUGAGAGGGACUUUGUGCUUUUGGGUGCUACGGCAGUGGAGGACAGGCUCCAGGAGAAAGCUGCAGACACCAUUGAGUCACUGCACAAGGCUGGGAUGAAAGUCUGGGUCCUGACAGGGGACAAGAUGGAGACGGCAGCGGCUACCUGCUAUGCCAGCAAGCUGUUCCGUCGCAGCACCCAAAUCCUGGAGCUGACCAAGAAACGCACAGAAGAGCAGAGUCUGCAUGAUGUUCUGUUUGAACUGAACAGGACGGUUCUCAGACAACGCUCUAUUUCUGGGUUGUCAGUAGACUGCCUCGACUUUGGCCUGAUCAUCGACGGGGCCACUCUGUCAGCGGUACUAAAGGCCAACCAGGAGCGUGCCGGUUCAGGCAAUUACAGAGAGAUCUUUCUUGAGAUCUGUCGCAACUGUAGCGCUGUGCUCUGCUGUCGCAUGGCACCACUGCAGAAAGCACAGAUUGUGAAGCUAAUUAAAGCUUCUAAAGAGCACCCCAUAACCCUCGCUAUCGGCGAUGGGGCCAACGAUGUCAGCAUGAUCUUGGAAGCGCAUGUGGGCAUUGGCAUCAUGGGUAAAGAGGGCCGACAGGCAGCGAGGAACAGUGAUUAUGCCAUCCCGAAGUUUAAACACCUGAAGAAGAUGCUACUCGUUCAUGGCCACUACUAUUACAUCCGAAUUGCUGAACUUGUUCAGUACUUCUUCUACAAGAAUGUAUGCUUCAUCUUCCCUCAGUUCCUGUACCAGUUCUUCUGCGGGUUCUCCCAGCAGCCUCUGUACGACACUGCCUAUUUGACGUUGUACAACAUCAGCUUCACCUCGCUCCCCAUCCUCCUCUACAGCCUGGUUGAGCAGCACAUCACCAUGGAGACGCUCAAGAGGGACCCCUCCUUGUACAGGGACAUAGCGAAGAACUCCCUCCUCCGCUGGCCUGUCUUCCUGUAUUGGACGUGCCUGGGUGUGUUUGAUGCUGUUAUCUUCUUCUUUGGUGCCUACUUCCUAUUUGACAACACCACCUUCACCAGCAAUGGCCAGCUUAUGACCACCAACACACAGAUGAUGUUUGGGAACUGGACCUUUGGGACUCUCGUCUUUACUGUGCUGGUGUUCACCGUUACGCUCAAGCUUGCCUUGGACACACACCACUGGACCUGGAUCAAUCACUUUGUCAUCUGGGGGUCACUUCUUUUCUAUGUUAUUUUCUCUCUUCUCUGGGGAGGCAUCAUUUGGCCCUUCCUGAACUACCAGAGGAUGUACUACGUGUUCAUGCAGAUGCUGUCUAGUGGUCCGGCCUGGCUCAGCAUCAUCCUGCUCAUAACGGUCAGCUUGCUGCCAGAUGUCAUCAAGAAGGUCCUCUGCAGGACCAUGUGUCCUACAGCCACCGAACGUGCACAGGAUCAUGAGAAGCUGUCGUGGGAUGGUGUGGCCAAGUUGACUCCACUGUCCUCUCGUCGAUCCCUCAAAGACACAAGCACGGACUCCUCUCAACUCCACCUCUGCGCUGUGGAGAUGCUGUCGCUCCGCAGGUCUGAUCCCUUUCCCCAGAAACUACUGGUCCACUUGGCAGAAGGUGGAGGGGCAGACUUGUGCUCUCUUAGCCCCUAUGUGCUCCGUCUCUCAGGGGCGGGAUUUGCCUACUACGCUCCAGGGCCGGAGACCUCCGUGUGAACACAAACGCAGAGUCUGAAACUAUUGUGUGUGUGGAUCUCGUGGGCUGAAACAAAAAGUACAUCCAAAGAUGUGCGACCAAGAUUCUGCGUCUCAAGGAUGAAGGAUUUAUAGAGCAAAAUAUGAACAAACAUGUUCACACACAUCAACCACAUGCUGAGUUCACCAUGUGCAUUUUCUGGGCUACACCUGAGUGAACAAUCUUUUAGAUAGAUAUUACAGCCCUGACGCCUCAUCUUCAUACUUUGGUAACAUCUUUUUGAUUCAGUGUCCUCCCAGUCUCAGUCUCAUCAAAGUUCCUACCCAAACUCUUACUUGAAAAAGUCUAAGAACAAAAGGGGAACCAUGUGUGAAGUUGUUUAAUGCACUAUGGAACUGUCCUGUUUCAACAUGUCAACAGUCGGGCCUUUUUGUAUUCCUUAUGUCCUCAUUUCCAGUCACUUUCUUGCCUGUUCCUCCACUUUCUUGUCCUUUUUUUGCUUCUUUGUUGAAAACAUUUAUGUACAGUAUGUGGUCUGGCCAAGUAAGGGGCAGCUCUCGAGCUCAGCCCUUUAGGUGUGCGUGUGUGUGCAUGUGCGCGAGUGUAUGCAUGAAUUUGCCUGUUACUGUUUAUAUGUGACACACCUUUGCCUUACAGGUAGCCACACAGCAGCAGGCUAGGAGCCAAAGGAGAAAAGUGUAAUAAAAAAGAAAAAGAAAAAAAGGCAGAAGUGGUGUAUUACAAAGCCUUACACACACACACACACACACACACACACUCAGCUGAAGGAGAGAAACGGGAAAUCUGAAGAGGGAUGUGCAGUAUUCUAGCCACCCUGCCUUAAUUCAUAGAUACUGAUACCUAAUUAUAUUUCUAGGUCAGUUUAAACAUGUUUGUAGGUGGACAGGGAGGUUCAGAGGGCAUAGAUGUCUGGUACAGUGUGUCUAUUAUUCCUCUUCCUCUUCUUUUACUCUCACGAUUGUGUCAACUUUUGUUUUUCUUAUCUGCCAGUGUAGCAUGUCGGAUCUCUGCUGCAUGCUGAUCUGCUCUUGUCUCAGUUCUUCCUUAUCCUUCCUUCGUCCCAGACAUCAUUCAUCAUGAACCAUAUCUCAACACCUUUUCUUUCAUUCCAACAAUAAGCAUACUGUAUCCACUCCUGCCUCCAUGUGGCCAUGAAGGGUAACAGCAGAAGCUGCAGCAGCAGGCCGAGACUCAUGGAGUCUUCAUUUAUGGAUGUCCUAAUUGACAUGCUACUCCUCACUGUUGCAUUGUGCUUGUGUGUUUGCUGCCAUGCUCUGUGUUAUGCAAAAGUUAAUAUAAUGCUAAUGUCAUAUGUUGCAUUAUAAGGUUUUUUUCUCUGUCUUGCAUUUAUCCAUGAGUUUUUCUGUAUUCUAAAAUUAUUGAUGGCGGUCACUGUUAAUGUAUGGAUGUAACUUAAACUUUUGAUAUAUAUUGUAGUGAGAAGGAGUGUUAUAUUAGUCUGAUGUAAGUGGGAGGGAGACUUGAAUCGGCGAUGUCACAAUCAAAUCAAUAGAAUGUUGAGCUGAUUUGUCCAUCAUGUUCUACAGCUGAAGAUUGAAGCUCAUUAUGGAUGAACCUCUUUUCUGCAUUUCUAACAUCCGAAGUCCUCUUAGUCCAAAGCAUAUCUGUCUGGUUGCACAGCAAGUAACUGACUGGGGAAGUCUUGAAUGUCAGAUUCCGAAGCUUUUUUGUAUGUUUAUACAGUUUAUUUUCAUACACAUCACCAUCUGCCAACAUGUAUAGAUUUAAUAACAGGUGUUCAGUAUUUUUUUACUGGGGCACAGAUGAUUUAUCAAUUUGGUUGAAGGUCUGUUUUUUUCUCUUUCAUUUUUCACUCAAAGCCUGCAAGCCUCCACAAGUGUUUGGACUUCCUGACCUCAGUAGAUUAAAUGAAGGGCCUUGGUGCUUGUUAUGCAGUGUCCCACCUCGCUGUGCUGUUGCCAUACUGUAUCCAGACAUAUUGUACAUGUCACAUACCAAUUCUACCACAAUAAUGCUAUAAGGUCUAUUUUACUUUAAUAAUGUAAUGGGGAAUUCUUUGGAGUCAUUCUUCAAACACGGUUUGUUAUCUAAGUCCUCCACAGCUCGGUUGUUCUUACUACUUGUCAUUUUUGUGUUGUCCAUUGUGAAUAUUUCUUUUGCUACUUUUGUAUCCCAGAGAGAAGACUAUAUUUUAAAUCUGUUAGAAUGUGUGUUCAAGUUUGUAACCAAAAUUAGAGCAACAUAUACAUUAUAUGAUUCAUUAGAGAUUCACCAAUAGGUCUACACACUGCACUUUGUUCUACAACAGAUCAGUUUUCCCCUAAAACAAGGUCUAUUGUCUGUCGACUGAGGUUUAUAAGUGUUCACUCUUCCUCACAAGUUAUUUUUCUAAGAAGAAUGUAGUGGGUGAGGGGGAAAAAAAGUGACCAAAUAACUUGACUAGGAACGGACUGUCUGUAGCCUCUGUCUCAAAUGGGUUUAUCGCACCAGCCUUCUACUGCUGAUCAGAAUGUCAAACUGCUUUUUCUAAGUCCAUCAGCAGAACAGCAGGUGCUGAUCCUGUCACUCCUGAGCUUGGCAAAGGUCUGAAAUGUCGACUUCUGUGCUCUGAGCAGCACGCAUCAUAUCAUACCUUCAGUGCAGCACUGUUUGUAUUACUAAACAGGUUUUGAGAAUUUACUCUUUUUUUAAUAAAGAUUUCUCUAAAGAAGUUCACUUAUUGACUUUUUUGCCAGUAUGUAGCAAAAUGAGGGCGAAGCACUGUAUUGUCAUUUUGCUUGAAAUAAAGAAAGAGUGAAAACACUUG